This is a messenger RNA of Oncorhynchus nerka (sockeye salmon), 2237 nucleotides long. RefSeq names its product potassium voltage-gated channel, Shaw-related subfamily, member 1b (gene kcnc1b). The record is from RefSeq and is a predicted model, not a curated record. Gene Ontology annotation, cellular component: postsynaptic membrane; voltage-gated potassium channel complex; presynaptic membrane. Gene Ontology annotation, biological process: potassium ion transmembrane transport; protein homooligomerization. The transcript is spliced from 4 exons. NCBI's taxonomy places the organism in Eukaryota, Metazoa, Chordata, Actinopteri, Salmoniformes, Salmonidae. The coding region runs from base 69 to 1979 and encodes 636 amino acids. Gene Ontology annotation, molecular function: delayed rectifier potassium channel activity; protein binding.
GCGUGCGGUGCUCCUAGAGUUGCCGUUGUGAUGCCGGGAACUUACUGGAGACAUGCCUAAGGGACGCAAUGGGCUUGAGCGACGAGAAGGAUCGCAUUGUGAUAAACGUGGGAGGUAUCAAACAUCAGACAUAUCGCGGUACCCUGCGUACCCUGCCCGGCACCCGCUUAUCCUGGCUCGCCGAACCCGACGCGCCUAGCCACUUCGACUGGGAUGACAAACAUGAGGAAUUCUUCUUCGACCGCCACCCGGGUGUUUUCGCCCAUAUCCUUAAUUAUUACCGGACAGGUAAACUUCACUGCCCUGCCGAUGUCUGCGGACCACUGUAUGAGGAGGAACUGGCCUUCUGGGGCAUCGACGAGACGGACGUGGAGCCGUGCUGUUGGAUGACCUAUAGCCAGCAUCGGGAGGCGGAAGAGGCACUUGAUAGUUUUGGCGGGGGGGCCCUGCUCGACCUGACUGGUAACGAUGAUCCAGACCCGGAGAUUGCAGCCGACCAGGGGGACGGGGUUGGUGAUGAGGCUGAUGAGAUGACAAGGAGGCUGGCACAGGGGGAUUCUCCAGAUGCCAAGGCAGGGGGGGUUUGGGGCCGCUGGCAGAAACGCAUGUGGGCUCUGUUUGAAGACCCCUACUCCUCUAAAUAUGCACGGUGGAUAGCCCUGGCCUCUCUGUUCUUCAUCCUCGUGUCCAUCUCCACCUUCUGCCUGGAGACCCACGAGUUCUUCAACCCCAUCGUGAACCGCACCGAGCUUGAGCUGGUGGACAACGUGACGGUGGAGCAUGUGUACCAGGAGACGGAGACGGUGGUCUAUCUCACCUAUAUCGAGGGCGUCUGCGUGGUCUGGUUUACCUUUGAGUUCAUGAUGCGAGUCAUAUUCUGUCCGGAUAAGAUGGAGUUCAUGAAGAAAGCUCUCAACGUUAUCGACUUCGUGGCUAUCUUACCGUUCUACCUGGAGGUCGGGCUGAGUGGGCUGUCUUCUAAAGCGGCUAAGGAUGUUCUGGGGUUCCUGAGGGUGGUGAGGUUCGUCAGGAUCCUGCGUAUCUUCAAGCUGACCCGUCACUUCGUGGGCCUGAGGGUUCUGGGUCACACGUUACGGGCUAGCACCAAUGAGUUCCUCCUCCUCAUUAUCUUCCUCGCCCUCGGAGUCCUCAUCUUCGCCACGAUGAUCUACUACGCCGAACGGAUGGGAGCGGACCCGACCGACCCGCGCGCCAGCGAUCACACGCACUUCAAGAACAUCCCCAUCGGAUUCUGGUGGGCCGUCGUUACCAUGACGACCCUUGGCUACGGCGACAUGUACCCCCAGACGUGGUCGGGUAUGCUUGUCGGCGCACUGUGCGCCCUGUCGGGUGUACUGACCAUCGCCAUGCCCGUCCCCGUGAUCGUCAACAACUUUGGAAUGUAUUACUCCCUGGCCAUGGCGAAGCAGAAGCUACCAAAGAAGAAGAACAAGCAUAUCCCGCGAGCACCCCAACCAGGAUCACCCAACUACUGUAAGUCCAGCAUCAACUCUCCUCCAACGCCCCAUAAAGCACCGCUCCUUCCUGAAAGCCCGAACUUAGUCCACCCCGUUUUGGCUCUGGCUCAAAACAUGGCUCUGACACACGAAGACAUCUUUGAAGUACAGUUUCCAGAUUCCAAGCUGAAUGGGGAGGCGGCCAAUGCAGCUCUAGCCAAUGAGGACUGUCCUCAUAUAGACCAGGCCAUCUCGCCAGAGGAGAUCUUCAGCCCCAGUGAGAGAGAACGGCCUUGUUGUCUUGUCACCACAGCUGCAGAACGACCCAACCACACAGGGGGUAGAGUCAGGAGGGGUUAUGACAAGCCUUGGAGCGCCCUAAACAGCAUGUCUGGCAUGAGCGUGAGUGGCCUGGGCGGCCAUGACACCUCUGGAGUGUCGUCCUCCUGCGUUGCCGCGCUACCCUGCAGUCCAUCCUGUCUCAUCCAGCACUCCCACUCCCCCAUCCCAUCCAUUCUCUGAACUCUAGCAUGGUUCACCAGGACACUUUGGCCCUGUCCAGAAUCAAUCCCUAACGGUAGCCCCGGACAACCCACUAGACACUUGUGGAGAUCUGAGAGGAUUGGAUAGGUGUAGGCAAUAUGGUGAUAGCGCCACCUAGCCUAUCAGAGGGCAAGGUGGAGUUGUCACCAUAUUUUAUUGCGUAGUUACACCUCUCCAAUCCUCUCAGAUCUCUAGGGGUUGUUUCUGGACAAAUCCUAUCACUAUGUGACCUGACCU